Brienomyrus brachyistius is the source of this 2783-nucleotide messenger RNA. It is a transcript of the gene txk, whose product is annotated as TXK tyrosine kinase. NCBI's taxonomy places the organism in Eukaryota, Metazoa, Chordata, Actinopteri, Osteoglossiformes, Mormyridae. The transcript has 15 exons. Gene Ontology annotation, molecular function: ATP binding; protein binding; non-membrane spanning protein tyrosine kinase activity. Bases 910 to 2433 code for a protein of 507 amino acids. The record is from RefSeq and is a predicted model, not a curated record. Gene Ontology annotation, biological process: T cell receptor signaling pathway; adaptive immune response; peptidyl-tyrosine autophosphorylation.
AUUGUCGGCUGAUGCCGGCUGAAAGCGAAAGAAAUGCCAUGACAAGAAAAAUUGUCAAAAAUUCUUUAGUGGCCCCACCCCUACCUCUUUCUGGUGGUGAGUGUUUCAGAAUUGGAUAUUGUUUGUUUAUAUUUUCAUUGUAUUUCGUGUGUGCCACUAGUUUUUGCUAGUUUUUAAUCUGUCUUAAAUAAAAAUAAAAUUGAAUUAAAAAAUGUUGCAAAGCACCAUACCUUUUAUAUAAGUUAUAUGAGUUAUAACUAAAAAUGUAAAAUGACUUAAUGAAUAAUGAGUUACAUUAUAAAAUGAGCAAAGGCAUUGCCUGGAGUGUGACAUUCGAGGCUGAUUCCAGUGAUGAUGGGUCUGUCCCUAGAACAUGUAUCUGACAAACUGGAAAUCUGUCACGUCUCUGAGUGACAAUUCACUGUUUGAAGAGAGGAAGAGGCAGACUGCUGUUUGCAAAUCGAUAUGCAAAUAAUUCACAAUGGCCAGUUGUGUGCCAAUCGACCAUGAUUCAUGUCACCAUGCCAAAGCACUUAGCUCUAUACAUACGCCAGUAAGAGUUGAAUGAAAAUCAUUCCAGUGCCCUGUGUUAUGUGCAGUGACAUAUAGACAGUGAUUUAGUUGAGGAGGGGCUGCCGGUAUCAGCACCGACUACCAAUGAAAAGACUGAGUUCGCCCUGGUCUCUCUGAACAUGUGAGAUAGCAUCUCUUACAGCCUCUGCGCCACAUUUCCUGCCCUCCUUGGAAAUCGUUUUGCUCAGAUGUUGAGUUGAGGUUUUGGUCGACGUCAUCUCCUCUCCUCGCCCAGAAAUGUACUCACAGCUCACGACCACAAACUUACUCACGAGCUGAAACUGUUCAUCGCUGGAGCAGAAGCUGUGGGCACGCCGACAUUACCCAGAGGAUACCAUGAUCCUGUCCAAUCAGGCCGUACAAUCGAUCUUCUGCUGCUGCUGCUGUACCAGGAAUAAAGGAGAGAAGGGCACCCGAAGAAAGGCAGAGAGGAGCGAUGGGGAGCGCACGUCCUCCUGCUCCAGCCGAGUCUGCACGUCUGACAGAUCGAGGCGGAGGCCCCCCCCGCCCCCACCCCUGGACGGCGAGGGCAGCCAGCUGCAUGUAGUCGCCCUCUAUGACUUCACAGCCACUGAGGACUCCGACCUGACGCUGCGGCAAGGGGAGGAGUACAAGAUCCUUCAUAAGCAGGAUCAGCUCUGGUGGAAAGCAGAGGACAAGCAGGGGAAUAAAGGUUUCAUUCCAAGCAAUUACGUUGCAGAGAAGGACAGGAUAGAGGCACAUGACUGGUACUGCAGGAACCUAAGCAGAGCCCAAGCUGAACAGCUCCUGCAUCAGGAGGCAAAGGACGGUGGGUUUAUAGUGAGGGACUCGAGCCAAAAAGGAUGUUAUACUGUGUCAGUAUUUACCAAAGCUUUGAGUUCGACAGACGGCUGUAUUCGGCACUACCAAAUCAAACAGAACAGCUUGGGCCAGUUCUUUUUGGCUGAAAAGCACGUCUUCAGCUCCAUACCCGAAGUCAUUAACUACCAUAAAUACAAUGCGGCAGGUCUUGUCACUAGACUGCGUUUUGCAGUGGGCCCCAUGGGACGGUGCGUGCCAACCACAGCGGGGUUCAGCUACGAAAAAUGGGAGCUCAACCCGUCAGAACUGUCCAUCCUGAAGGAGCUGGGAAGAGGCCAGUUUGGCGUGGUGCAUCUUGGGAGGUGGCGCGCUCUCUGCAUGGUGGCCGUCAAGACCAUCAAUGAGGGGGCCAUGUCGGAGGAUGACUUCAUCGAGGAGGCCAAAGUCAUGACAAGCCUCUGCCACCCCAAGCUGGUGCAGCUCUAUGGCAUCUGCAUGAAGCAGCGGCCCAUCUGCAUUGUCACCGAGUACCUGGAAAAUGGCUGCCUGCUCAACUUCCUGCAGCUGCAUAGCAACAGCAGCAGCGAGUGCCUGCUGGCCAUGUGCCAGGACGCCUGCGAGGGAAUGGAGUACCUGGAGAGGAACAGCUUCAUCCACCGUGACCUAGCUGCCAGGAAUUGUUUAGUCACUGAGAAGAAUGUGGUAAAAGUGUGUGAUUUUGGCAUGACAAGGUACGUGCUGGACAACCAGUACACCAGCUCCAUGGGCUCCAAGUUUCCCGUGAAAUGGUCUCCCCCGGAAGUGCUGCACUUCAACAAGUACAGCAGCAAAUCAGAUGUGUGGUCCUUUGGUGUGCUGAUGUGGGAGGUCUUCACUGAAGGAAGGACUCCUUUCGAAAACAAGCCCAACCUUGAGGUUGUGGAGGAGGUCACCCAGGGACGGAGGCUCUAUCGGCCACACAAAGCCUCCUCAGAGGUCUACAGGCUGAUGUACAGCUGCUGGCAUGAGAAUCCUCAAGGAAGACCGUGUUUCUCUGAGCUCCUGGAUGAUAUUAAACACAUCGCAGAGUCUGAAUGAAAAAGGCCAGCGGUUAAAUAUGCACACAGUCUUCAGACCAUCAGUGCUGGUGGUGGCCACAUCUUUACCUCAGCAAAAACAAAUGUGCAAACAUCAAAACUUCCAACUGUAUCAAACUUACACUAUUUUAAAAAUCAACUGAAAUUAUCUGCUUUCAUACUGACCACUAAAAAUAUUUCUGCUGUGCUCGUCUAUAAUUCUAUAAUUAUCCAUAAUUCUUUGGUUUCCUAUUGUACAUUAUCAGAGUUAUUGUAUAUGUCAUAGUUAUUGAAGAACAUCAAAACAUUUUAAUUAUUGUAUAAUUACACUAUUGCUUAAAAUAUGUAAUUAAAUAUAAAAUACGAAUUUCA